Saccoglossus kowalevskii is the source of this 588-nucleotide messenger RNA. RefSeq lists its product as uncharacterized. Lineage: Eukaryota; Metazoa; Hemichordata; Enteropneusta; Harrimaniidae. The record is from RefSeq and is a predicted model, not a curated record.
AUGCCACAGAGACGAAAAAAACGUGGGGUGGGUGGUUCUACUUCUAUUCCUAAGAAAAAUACCAAGCCUCUUGUCAAAGCAAGUUCUUCGGACGAAGAAGAUCUCCUCGACGACGAGUCGAUCCGAGAAGAUAACCCUAACGUGGCACCCCGUGAGGACCCUAAACCCCCUGAAGACCCCAGUGAGGAAGGUCCCACCACAGCAAAGAGGGAGAAAAAACAGAGAAAGGAUUGCAAGAUCCAGGACAGGGAGGUUGAGGAUAGUCUCGUCGAGUUUUUCCGCGAAAACGAACUUUUAUGGAACUCGCAGAAGACUGAGUACAGGAACAAGGCCAAAAGGCAAAGAGUGCUCAAGGCCAAGGCCACAGAACUAGGGAUCGACGUGGACCAUCUGUGGACCUGGUUCAAGUCCCUCAGGGACAUGUUCACAAGGUUGGACAAGAAAAAGAGUGGGGAUGGCCAACAACAAUUGACGGAGAGGGAGACAUGGAUAAAAGCCAAAUUUGGCUUCUUCCAUCCAGCUGUCAACCAUCGCUCGAAACCCGCCAGGAGUACUGACCCAUCCAUUAACACUAAAUUCAAGCAUUAA